Molecule: messenger RNA, 4287 nt
Organism: Hypomesus transpacificus
Lineage: Eukaryota; Metazoa; Chordata; Actinopteri; Osmeriformes; Osmeridae
Product: E3 SUMO-protein ligase ZBED1-like
Exons: 2
Coding region: 2033-3568 (511 amino acids)
Molecular function (GO): protein dimerization activity
Source: RefSeq, a predicted model, not a curated record
UAACGUCACAUCCAUAACACAUCAUUAAAGUUUUUAAAAGUAACAAAGGGGCAAGAUUUUUUAAUUAAACUAUCAGAACUACAUUACCAUUUUCACAGCUGUAUCCUGGAUCAAAGAAGAAGCACAGUCCUACGUCAUAAUAAGUGAUGACCUGCACCAUGGAAAAAAGGCUGUCACUACUUUCCUCAGAAAUUGUGAAAGAUGUGAAGAAGAAACAUCCAGCACUAAACGAGCUACACAUUCAGUGAUGGGGCAACAUCACAAUUCAAAAAUAAAUGUAUCUGGUUCUUCCUCUCAACUACCCUAAAGCAGAUGAUCCCAGAAGUGAGUGUUCAAUGGCAUUUAUUUGCCACCAGCCAUGGCAAAGGUGCAGUGGAUGGAGUGGAUGGAUUCCUCAUGUGCUCCAAGCCCACCCAUGUGAGCCAUCAGAAGACAUCAAAACUGGGGAUUGCCUGCUCAUUACAUACAAGGGCAAGAAGUCCAGCAGGGAGUUUGUCGGGCUUGUAACCGAUACCGAUUCAGAGGGACUGGAGGUCCAGUUUCUGAGAAGAAAUUAUGAACUGGGCUUGGUCUAUAUCCUGCCAACAAAGGAGGAAAAGUCGUGGGUAGUGACAGGACAAGUUAUCCAGUGUCUCAAUCCUUUUGUAAACAAUAGGGGCAGGUACCAUUUCAAAGACGCUGUACUGGCAGAAUAAGGGAGAGCGAAAGGUACCUGAAAGUACAAGCUGAAAGUUAUAAACAAUGUGUUCAACAUACAGUAUAAUGAUAAGUAUGAUAGUGUUUAAUAAUGAAUUACUUUCUUCAAUUUUGAGAAAUGUCCCAUUGUCUUUUAAUUUACAUAAUGUGUAAUACAAAAAAAAUUGGCGGCCAUCUUGAAAAUCUUCAGAACCAUUUUUCAUGGUUUUAUUUAGGGCUGCCACUAACAACUAUUUUUCUAUCGAUUAAUCUAUAGACUAUUUUAUUGAUUAGUCGAUUGAUCUAAACGAUAUAUAUAUAUAUAUUUUUUUUUUUUACCAUUUCAGUUCAUUUUAUUUUGAAAACAACAAACUGUAUAUGUCAUUGACAAACAAACAAAGGCUUACAAAUUAAAGUGCAAAACUGUAGGUUUAAACUAUCAACUCCAACGUUAAUUAAAAUAUUUAGAUAAGGUACAUAACAUAUCCCAACAUACACGAACACACACCCCUUUUAAACCCAAAAUUCCAAGGUGCUGGUUCUGGGCUGGUGCUUAUGCCAGUUCGGUAAUGAUUCGAUAGCGAUACUCGCCAAUUAUCUAAGAACCAGGUAGUCUACAGGUAGUCUACACACUAGAGCCGGAAUAGGGCUAACGUCUUUAAAUCACUUCAUACGCCUAGGCCUGUCGCGAUAGUCAAUAUAUUGACUUAUCGCGCGAUAUAUGGAAAUGAACGCGAUGAUUUUUGAUGCUGCGAUAUAUUGCAUUCAUUUUUACAUAACUUUUUACAUAAAAAUGAAUGUUACCAACAUUUUGGUCAAUCGGGCUGCCUCUGUAGUCUUGUCUCCUUUGUCGAAAGAGGAGGCGGGGCUCAGGCAGCGCAUACACAGAGCGGACACCGACAGGUAAAGAGAAGGCGUGAACCCACUGUCUUAAGAAGUGUAGGCUACUGUUUCGUCACAUCACCAACCAGUUAGCAAGAAUAAGUUAGCAAGAAUAGGUUAGCAGGAAUAAGUUAACAACAAUAAGUCCAAAUGGACUUGGUUACAAAGCCGCAAUCCUCAGCUCCGGUGUGGGAACAUUUUGGCUUUAAGUCGAACGAGAGAGGAGAGCCAAUUAACUUAAACGAGCCGGUAUGUCGACUUUGUUCAAAAACAGUCUCAACAAAAAGAGGCAACUCACUUAAAACACAACCAUCCCACCCAGUUUUUGAACCUGGGAACAAGACCUGCAGCUGGAGCGGGGUCGCCCAGACAGUUAUCUGUUGCAGAUGCCUUUUCUCGACAGUCCAAAUACAAACGCGAUAGCGCGAAAUGGCGCACACUCACAGAUAGCGUAACUCGCUAUAUCGCUAAAGAGAUGCAGCCAUUAAAUACAGUCGAAAAACCAGCAUUUCAAAAUAUGCUGCAAACGUUUGACAAACAGUACGAAUUGCCAAAGAAAACGUACAUCUCUCAAACUGCCAUUCCAUCAUUGUACAUCAAAGUAAAAGACGAGAUUCUGAAGGAGAUAAAAGACAUCUCAUUUUACUCUGCCACUACAGAUAUGUGGUCAAGCUCAAAUAUGACGCCUUAUAUGAGCUUGACCAUACACUACAUAACUGCUGACUGGACUCUGCAGUCAAAGUGUUUAGAGACCAGAUACAUACCCCAGAACCACACUGCGGAUGUACUUGCUGAAGCCCUUCAGUUUGCUUUAGCAGACUGGGAAUUGGAUGAACGCAAAAUGGCCUGUAUAACUACAGAUAACGGUGCAAACAUUGUGGCUGCAAUACGUAAUCUUGGCUGGCCAUGGCUUAAUUGCUUUGGACACAACCUCCAUUUGGCUGUUUCCCAUGGACUGGACAGUGACAAGGAUCGCACAGCGCGUGCCAUGGGACUUUGUAGGAAUCUUGUCAACACCUUCAACCUGAGCUGGCUAAAGAAGACAGACCUGAGGAAGGCACAAACUGAAACCAAUGUCCCCCAACACAAUCUAGUACUGGAUGUCGCCACACGAUGGGGUACCAAGCAAAAAAUGAUAGAGAGGGUCCUAGAGCAACUCCCAGCCAUAAGACGUGUCCUGGUUGAAGAUCGAAAACAUGGCCACCUCAACCCAACCUGGCAGGAUGUUUCUGUGUUAGAAUCCAUUAAUGCAGCAAUCAAGCCAGUGGCUGAUUUCACAGAUGUCCUCUCAGGGGAAAGAUAUGUCACUGUGUCCUCAGUAAAGCCUGUGUUGGAACUUCUUCAAGGCGAACUCUUAUCACCAGACCCAAAUGACACUGCACUGACAGCAAACAUAAAGGCAAACAUGUGCAAGGUAUUGAAAACGAAAUACAGCCCAUCUGAAAUCCAAAACCUUCUGACAAAGGCCACCAUCUUGGAUCCAAGGUAUCGUAGUACCAUGGAGGAUGCAGAGGUCUUGGAUGAUGUCAAAGAAAAGCUCUUGCAAGAACUCCUAGACAUGAACGAGGAAGAAUUAAAAAGAGAAUGUGCCAGUGGUGAGAACUGCGUUAAAGCUGCAGGGGUAAGCGAAGGAUCUGAAUCUGAACCUCCAGCAACCAAGAAAAAGAGGCUGUGUGACCUUCUCCAGAUCAGGAGAACCCAACUUACAAGUCACCAGACUCUGGCAUCGGUUCCGAAAAGAGUGCAGGCUGAUGCGGAGCUGACCACGUUCCUCCAAGAAGAAGCAGUUGAUGCAUCAUCUGAUCCCUUGAUGUGGUGGAGUGAUAACCAUAGCAGAUUUCCCCAAAUAGCCAAGUUAGCACAAAAAUACAUGUGCAUUUGUGCAACAAGCACUAGCUCAGAAAGAAUGUUUAGCACAGCUGGUAACAUUGUUACCCCACAAAGAUCCUGCCUUAAGCCCCACAAGGUAAACAUGUUGGUGUUCCUUUCUCGGAAUCUGCCUAACAAUUAAGAAACUGAUCUGGCAGCAGAAAUGGCCUGUUGAUGCAUCUGUGCCUUUGUGUGAGACACUUUAAAAGUCUAAACUGACUUCGUUAACAUGUUACUUUGUUUUGAUCUAGUUCUUGUUAACUUGCACUUUUUUGUUAAGAAAGGUGUAUUUAUUAUUUAUUUAUUUAAUUUAUUUAGGAUAUAUUUUUUCACAUUCCGAUUCUAAAGAAUAAAACGUUCUUUAAAAAAGUGUACUUGCAUUAUUCUGCUACUAUAUUGUCAUAUUGUCAUUAUGUAAUCAGUGGCAUAAAAUGGUCAGAAAAUUGCAAUAAUAUCGUUUAUCGCAAUCAAUUUGGGUGCAAUAUAUCGCACAACAAAAAGUAGUUAUCGUUACAGCCCUACAUACGCCUCCAUUGUCCUAUCAACGCGUCAUGGUUACGGUUAACAAGUUAGCUAAAUAGCAAGAGCUAACCUAGAGAGCCAUCCUACCAAUGGAACCAAUGGAAACUCUAAGGUAGCAGGCAGACGACUUUAUAGCUGGGCAAUUCCAUGUAAAUGUCAUCCUCACCAUGAAAAAAAAAAGUUACACUUUUCACAACAAAAUCCCUUUUAAAUAUAUCAUAAAAGGUCUUUAUUUUGGGGGUCAUACUUAAUUUGGCCACAUUAUUUAUGAAAUUACAUAUUUUAACACACCUCAACUAGGGGUGGGCGAUAUGGCCAAAAUCUCCUAUCACGGUAUGA